AUGGCCAUGGGGAGGAUCAUAUUCUACGAGGAAAGGAACUUCCAGGGUCGCUCCUAUGAGACCAGCAGCGACUGCCCGGAGCUCACUUCCUACCUGAGCAGGUGUAACUCCUGCAGAGUGGAGAGCGGCCUCUUCAUGGUCUACGAGAAGCCCAACUUUAUUGGCCACCAGAUGCUGGUGAGGAGGGGCGAGUAUCCAGACAACCAGCGUCUGAUGGGGAUGAGCACGAGCGACUGCAUCAGGUCUUGUCGCAUGAUCCCCAUGCACCGCGGACCCUUCAGACUGAGGAUCUAUGAGAGGGAGAACUUCGGAGGGCAGAUGCACGAGUUGAUGGAUGACUGCGACAACAUGAUGGACCGCUUCCGUAUGUCUGAAUGCCAGUCGUGUAACGUGAUGGAAGGCCACUGGCUGAUGUUCGAGCAGCCCAACUACAGAGGCAGGAUGCUGUACCUGAGGCCUGGAGAGUACAGGAACCUUAGAGAGAUGGGGAUGGACAACAUAAUGAGGUUCAGCUCUAUCAGGCGCAUCAUGGACACCUGUUAG
Messenger RNA from Melanotaenia boesemani (Boeseman's rainbowfish), 543 nucleotides. RefSeq names its product gamma-crystallin M3-like. Gene Ontology annotation, molecular function: structural constituent of eye lens. The coding region runs from base 1 to 543 and encodes 180 amino acids. The record is from RefSeq and is a predicted model, not a curated record. Lineage: Eukaryota; Metazoa; Chordata; Actinopteri; Atheriniformes; Melanotaeniidae. The transcript has 3 exons. Gene Ontology annotation, biological process: lens development in camera-type eye; visual perception.